GCACGCCGUCAAACUGCUGUUGUUCCAACUGUGUUUUCUGGAAAGGGGCUGGCAGGGACUCGGCGGAGCAGCCUCUCCUUCUCCCCCGCCCUUCCCUCCAGUGCUUGGAGGAUUAUUGCUCAAAGCCGGCUGCUCCAGCGCAAGGGAGGGAUUUACCUGCUGCUGCUGCUGGAGCUGUUGUUGUUGUUAGCAGCGCCUCCCCGCCUCUCUCCCCAGAGGCAGCGCAGCGGCGCCCAGAGGAUUGCGCGGGGCUGAGCCAACUCCCAGGGAACCCGUGUCGGGGGGAAGCGCCUCGCCGUGGAGAAAACUUUCUGCUCUCCGGACAUGGGAGGCUCACUACUCUAGAUAAAGUACCCGGCAGGGGCGAAGAGCACCACCACCGAGCAAAACAAUCGCCGAGGAGGCGCUCGAGGCCGCCCAGGUCAAAGAUGCUAUCCAGACUUGACACUUGUGAUGCAGUGAUCAGCAACAGAAGAGAGCAAAGGAAAUUGAAUAUGGCCUCAUAGAAUUGAACUUUGGAGCGUUUAUGAUGUCCACAGGUGCAAGUGGCAGGAAAAACCAUCAGGCUGUGAGCCUCGAAGGAGUUGACCCAGAAACCUGCAUGAUAGUGUUUAAAACUCACUGGGCACAGGUGGUGAAAAUAUUAGAGAAGCAUGACCCUUUGAAAAAUAUUCAGGCAAAAUAUGGGGCAAUUCCUCCUGAUGAGGCCAGCACUGUGCAGAAUUACGUAGAACACAUGCUCUUCCUGUUAAUCGAAGAACAAGCAAAAGACGCUGCCAUGGGACCUAUCCUGGAGUUUGUUGUUACCGAGAAUAUAAUGGAGAAACUCUUCCUUUGGAGUCUCAGGAGGGAGUUCACUGAUGAGAUGAAAAUCGAACAGUUGAAGAUGUAUGAAAUGCUUGUCACUCAGUCCCACCAGCCCUUGCUGCAUCACAAGCCCAUCUUGAAACCUUUGAUGAUGUUGCUGAGUUCUUGCUCAGGAACUACUACACCAGCCGUGGAAGCUGAGCUGGUGGUUCUUCUCAACCAGCUGUGCUCAAUCCUAGCCAAAGAUCCAUCUAUUUUAGAACUCUUUUUCCAUACCAGUGAGGACCAAGGAGCUGCAAACUUCCUAAUUUUCUCUCUCUUGAUUCCUUUUAUCCAUCGAGAAGGGACUGUGGGCCAACAGGCUCGUGAUGCACUGCUUUUUAUAAUGUCACUUUCUGCAGAAAACAAUGUUGUUGCUAACCAUAUAGUAGAAAACACUUACUUCUGUCCGGUGCUAGCCACAGGCUUAAGUGGCCUAUACUCGUCUUUGCCUACAAAGUUGGAAGACAAAGGAGAAGAAUGGCACUGUCUGCUGAAAGAUGACUGGCUUCUUUCUCCAGCUCUUGUCCAAUUCAUGAACUCCCUUGAGUUCUGCAAUGCUGUAAUACAGGUGGCACAUCCUUUGAUUCGGAUGCAGCUUGUGGAUUACAUUUAUAAUGGGUUUCUGGUACCAGUUAUGGCCCCAGCAUUGCAUAAGGUGACGGUGGAGGAAGUAAUGACUACAACUGCCUACCUGGAUCUCUUCUUGCGGAGUGUUUCAGAACCAGCUUUACUACAGAUCUUCCUCCGGUUCAUCUUGCUGCACCGCCAUGAGAACGUGCACAUCUUGGAUACCCUCACAAGCCGCAUAAACACUCCAUUUCGGCUCUGUGUGGUGUCCCUGGCAUUGUUCAGAACACUUAUCAGCUUGCAUUGUGAAGAUGUGAUGUUACAGCUAGUUUUAAGGUACUUGAUACCCUGUAAUCACAUCAUGUUCAGCCAAAGAUGGGCUGUAAGGGAACGAGAUUGGUAUUCUGUAUCUGCUGCUAGAUUGCUUGCCUUGACUCCAGUCUGCUGCUCUAGUGGGAUUACUCUGACUUUUGAAAAACAAGAAAAAGAUUAUAUCCUGUGGAGGAAAAACAUACACAGGGCAGGUACAACUGAAGAGUCCAGCAGCAGAGGUACUGCAGACUCCACAUGUAUUGUGGAAUAUGGGAAGACUGUUGAUAUCAGUUACCUGCAGUACCUUUGGGAUGCGCAAUCCCUCAUUCUCCACUGUAUGAAAGACUGCCAGGUUUGGUCUGCUCCAUAUGACGGCGAAAGCCCUGAUCCACGUACCUUUAUCCAAACACUAGCUGACGAGGAUGGUAAAAACCUAGACCAGCCCAUUUUCCGAUUUCAGCACAGAACACCUAGUAAUACAAGUUCCUCUCAGAUAACUCCUUUGGGAGAAAAGUUGCAGCUGGAGCUGGAAUGGGACGAUAGCUAUGAUACGGGGAUCUCUCCUGGAUCUGAUACGGGCUCUCCACAGCAUGAUAAUGCUUUGGGCAAUGUAAACCCACAAGCACCUGCAGCGCCACCAAAGCACAUUCAAGAAAUGAAGAAAAAUGCAAUCAUGCUGAUCAAAGGGUCAUACAUAGAAGAAUCAGACUUUCAGGAUGAUGUCAUGGUUUAUAGGUUAUGUGCUGAAAAGGAUGCUCAGGAAGCAGACAGCGCAAAGGAGGAAGCUCCGGUGUCAGAAUCUCAAAGCACAGGUGAUCAGCAGUCGCUCCCUGCCAAUGGUCCCCUUAAAAGUCCCCAGACAGACUCCAGUUUGGAGGAACACAAUAUGAAAAAUUCAAACUUGAUCCAGCACACCACAGUCAAACAAAUCCAUGACAGCGUUGCUGAAACCCCGCAGCCAGACUUGGAACUGAAGUUGUCUUGCCUUGAAGAAGACCACAAUGCUAACACGAGCUUGCUGAGCCCAGAAAGUGAGGAUUUUAUUUCCCAAUGUGAUAACAUCAUUAAAGAGUUAGAUUCUACCCCUACAGAGUUGGUCGAGCUUAAAUUGCUUAUUCCUGAACCAAUCUCUCCCGUGGAAGAGGAAGAAGACUUUGAAAAUUUUUCAGCCGACACACCAUCAGCAGAAAGUAUGCCUUCACCUUUUGGGCCAAAAGAUGUAUGGUCCAGCAAUCUGGCAAGGACCCAGAGCAUCCCAUUUACAGGUCCAUUUAUCAGUGUGGUGCUCUCAAAGCUGGAAAACAUGUUGGAGAACUCCUUGCAUGUCAACUUGCUGCUCAUUGGCAUUGUCACACAUCUGGCCAGUUACCCACAGCCCCUCCUUCGUUCCUUUCUGCUCAAUACCAACAUGGUGUUCCAGCCUAGUGUGCGGUCAUUGUACCAGGUGCUGGCAUCUGUGAAAAACAAAAUUGAGCAGUUUGCUUCCAUUGAAAAGGACUUCCCUGGACUACUCAUAGAAGCCCAGCAAUAUCUGCUUUUACGGGUGGACAUGUCAGAUAUUCCUCUGGAGUCAUUGAUUAAAGACAAUGCACAGCACAACCAUGCUUUGGGGAAAGGCAGGAACCUUUCUGAGGCUUCCCAGGUCAUCCUGCAACCUUUCUUUGGAAGUAAGGAAAAGAAAGGAACGGCUCUUCCCAGCGUCCCCCUGCACAUCCGGAAUGCCAUCCUGGCAGCUGCCCUGUUCCCAGAGUUUCUCAAGGAGCUGGCUGCUCUUGCACAGGAACACUCCAUACUCUGUUACAAAGUAUUUGGUGACUUUGAGAAUUUUUAUUAGCUUUAAUACUUUUUUUAAGGAUGUUUUAAUUUAAAAAAAACACAGAGAGCUACUUAUAAAGGAAAAUUCUACUUUAUGUUCCUGGUAAUACUUGAUUUGGGGGAAAACUGUUACACCUUUAUGUUGGGCCUUAUUUCCUACUGUGCAGCAUAAACACUUGAUGUAUUUGAUUUCUUAUUUUACCCUAUUCCCACCCUUGAACUUCCUUACCUCAAGAUUCCUUCUUUUAAACUCUGCUAUAGACACUUUUGGUUAAAAAGGCACAAUUGUGUAACCAGCUAAAAGGUGGUUUGCUUUUGUGUUGUUGUUUUUCUAUCUAGAAAAGUUGGCUGCUCUGUAAGAGAGUGCUUACCUGGAUGAGCAUGUCAAAUCUGAUAAGCCUUCUAUGCAAAUAACGUUUUAGGUAUCUCUUUCCUUCCCUGCUUUCUGCAUUGUGAGUGGCUGGACUUGUGAAUCCAAAUGGAUUCAACAGAUAUAAGCCUGCUACUUGCUAAAAGCAGGUGCUGUGCUGAAUACAUACCAUAUUGCCUUACACUGUGGACAAGUCUAACACUCUCAGCUGUUGAUUCCUUUGAAGUUUAAAUGAAAUGAGUAAAUGGAUGUUGAGUGCAGACUGUAUGGAAUUCCCACCCACCCCCACCGCCAUUUCUCAGCAUUCUUUGAAAAUGCUAGAUCUCUACCUAAACUAAACGCUCAAGCCUUAAUUUUAGUAAUAUUUGCACACAAUGAAAUGUUUCUAUGCAAACCGUAGCCUUUUUGGUAGACCAUAUUUGUACACUUUUAUUGAUAAGCUGAACACAAAUACUCCAGUUAUUGUUUGAGUAGUUUCAAAAGGUUACCGUCAUCUGGGAGUUGUUACUAUCUAUUUUUAAGUACUAUUUUUUUAAACAAAAUUGAAAGAAUAGCCUGCCUUUAUAAGCUGUGUUUUUUCUUUUUAGCUUAAAAAGUUAUUUUGGUUCAAGGAAAGCUUUGUGGUAUUGUAAAACACUAGCUGUUUAUUUAUGAUGUAUGUUGACUUGUCCUAACAUUGCACUUUUGAAGGAUGGCAGAAAUGUUUUGCUCCCUAGUAGUAGAGAGGAGGAUGUUACUUGGGACAGAUACACUAGAACUUGUUGCAGCUGCUGUCCAAUAGCCUAAGAACAUUUUCUUUUGUGAGUAAUGAGACUCAUUAGAACGGGUCCAAACAUGAUGAAUUGCUGCAUUACAGCUGCAUUUCAGUUUGUGCUAGUAAGAGUAAUUGUUCCUCCAGUGCUGAAGUUGGCUUUGUGUUAAUAGUGGCUCUGUGCUUGAAAGCCUUCAUUUUCUUUUACAGUAGGUGAAUAUGACAAACUGCUCCAAAACCAAUGAAAACAGUAUCUGAAGACAAGACUUGAAAACAGCUUUGCUCCUCUUUGUAAACUCCAUAUUGAGGUACUAAUAGUAGCAGUUGAGGUUUGCAUGUUCUAUGCUAGAACAUGGCACCUGAGCAAAUGGGAAUUUCACAGGCAUCUUUUGGGAGGGUUGCCUGAAAUGAUGUGUAUAUUUGUUUAGAAGUGCAAUAAUGGCAAGAGAGGGAUUUCAGUGUACCCAUUUCUUGCUCCACUGGUCUACUGUGACGGGUCCAUUUGCUCAGUCUCCUCUCCCACCACCAUCCAUGGGCAGAAUUAGAAUCCUGCAGGCCAUAGAAAUCAAAGAGGAGAGAGCAGCUUCCUUUUAACUUCUCAAAGCAUUGCAAGCUGUAAAAAUCUUAUGCAGGGGAGGAUCUGCCAGUCCUGUUAUUUGGCCCGUUCCCCAUGUCUGGUGACAUCUUCAUAAAAAAAUAAAAUGAUCUCAUAAUUCUAGUCCUGCUACCUUCUCUGUGGGAAGCGAUCCAUCCUUUUGAUUGACUGAUUAAUUGUGUAUGUGUUAACUGUAGCAGAUUUUUAAAAAUUGCUCUCAAAAGACAUUGUAUUUUCAUGCUCUUAUUUAAAGUUAAGAUAGGUGAGGUUUUUUAAAUAAUGUGGGUUUGUUAAUAAUCACAUAAAAUGUGAUUAUAUUUGCUGCAUUUGAAAAGCAUACAUUUAAAAUGUUGGACAUUUGAAAACCAGCAAGGCUACCAUAGUAUGGACUAUGUAGUAGUUUCAUGAAAUUUUGACAUGCUUGUUGCUGAAAGGAAGCAAUCAUGUGCCCACACCCUCGCAAUGUUUAGGCUUAGUUCAAGGCUUAACAGAGCAUUUAAUAGUGGUAUAGAAAAGUAUAACAGAUUACUUUGUUAGAAACUAUUCAUAUUUUGUUUGAAUCAUGAUUACAGCAGGAAGGGCAGAUUCCACUUGUUGGUCAGUUAGUGAAAUGUAGGUCCAGGAUAUGGCAUGUUAUAUUAAUAAGGGAAGGGCCAUAGCUCAGUGGCAGAACAUGUGCUUUCCAUUAAAAAGGUCUCAGCAUCAAUCCCUGGCAUCUCCAGGUAAGACUGGGAAAGAUUCCUGUCUUACACUCUGCUUAUUAAGUCAAGUUGCCCUUAAGCCAUUCACCAAUCUUCUGAGCUGCAUUCAGUGGAGAUACUUGUGCCUCUCAUGUAAGCCACUGUUAACAUUUGUGAAGUUAGGUUCUCGCUGAGAGUAGAGAGAGGAUAUUUGGUCUCUGUAUAUUUUAAUAAAAUAAGAGUUAAAAAUAUGAAUUGGAGAAUUACUGUACAGUCUUUACAGUGACUUUUUGGAGGGUUAGUAAUGGAAAACCACAGAAUGAUAUACACAAAUAAGUAAAAAUGACACCUACAAAUUGUUGGUAAGCUUGAUGAUCCUUGACACAUAUGAGUACAAAAUACAAAUACUUUGCUAUUUUGGCUUGUUUCAUGUCAAAAAGCACCCAAAUAUUUUUUUUUUAAAAAAAACAUAACCACCCCUCCAAACAUCUCUGAAAUUGAGUGCUGCAGUCUUCUGGUGUAAUUAUCCGAGCCAUGAUUAUAGCACUAAUUCAAGCUGUAGUGUUGUAAUUAUUCCUAUAUAAAUGCCAUCUCAGGGAAAGUGAAAAUUGCAUCUUGCUUAAUGUGGCUUUGGAUUGCUUUGCAUAAGUAAGCUAUUUGGAAUAAUUUAGUGAUGGGUACUAGCCCAAAAAGGCAUCUAGAAAGCAAGCUACCCCUAAAAUACUUCUGCAGCAGGAAUAGUUAACAGCUUUCCUUAAGUCAGCUCAAAUUAAGCAUUUUGCUGAUUUGAAUACCAUUCUACUAGUGUUUGUUGUGCAUCUGUUAAAGUGACUGGAUCUUUGUGGCCAUUGAUUUAACACUCACGAGGCCUCUGUGUUCAGGCUUGGCUUUAAAAAAAACAACAACACUUUUAGUCUUAAGUAGAAUAUAUUCCAUUGCCCUGUCUCUACAGUUCUCUCUAUGCAUCUGAUGGAGUACAUUCUUCCCACAAUUGACAGCUCAUGCCACUGUCACGUUAUCUGUCGUUAAGGUGCCACAGCUACUCUAAUUAGUAGGACUAUGUGAAAACUCUCUUUUUAAAACACUGACAAAUUCUACUCCUUGCAGAAUACAGGAAUGUUAACCCAAAGAUGCUGUAUGCAGAGAAACUGAUUUUUUAAAAUCAUUCUUUGGUUUUCCAAGAGCAGUUUAGGUGCUUUUUAAUCAAACAUAGAUUUACCGAGCUAAAUGUUGUCCAAUCACAAAAUUAAUAGAGUUGAUUUUUUUCACACCCAAAAACAUAUUUUUAAGACCCCCUCACUGAAGAAAUAUGCAAAAAUUAAGUUUCAUUCCCUAAAAUGACAUGCCCUACUGCCUCUCAGCCAUCUUACAAUAUUAUAGGGGGGGGGAAUUAAGUCUCUAAUGUGCUUCCUGCAUUUGCACCAAGAUUAGUGUGUGGCAUAAUAUGGCCUAGCUGCUGCUACAAUGUAAUUUUAUAAUAAUCUUCUAUCUCCUUAAUUGUAGAAAAUGAGGACUGUACUCUCAAUUUUUGUGGGUUUUAUUUGUGUGUUUUCUUCCAGCUACAACAAUUUGCAGCACAAAAAGACUUUAAUACAAUGAAUCUGAAUUCAGUUUAGUUUCUCUAUUCUAAGCACUUUAAAGACAUUUCCCUACAUCACAAAGCAACUUAUGUAAGAAAUGCCUUUUAAAAUUGGAAAGCUUGGGAAUGUGGAGUCUUUGAAGAUACUGCUCCUCAAUCUGCUGCUACAUCAACUACUGUUCUCUAGAGACUCCCUGUUGCAUAGGUUCAAACAUAAUUGGAUGUAUCCUUUCACAGUUCUCUACAUCCCACUCUCCAGUUAAUGAUUUCAACAAAACAAAAUACAUUCUCUGGCCUACCAACACCACCUAUGGUCCAUGCCUAUUCCUGGCAAGAGGUCAUGCAAAAUAUAGUAGGUUGUUUCCAGGCUUUUAAGGUAAGGCUGAAGUUAUCACAAAACAGCUAUGUUUUAUUCUCUAUGCCUCUUCAUUACAAGGCAAAUUAUAGCAUUUCACCCCAGUUGCAAUUCCUAUGUCAUCUUUCAAGGGCAGCCUUGCAUCCAACAUAUUACUGUGGCAAGCUCUCAUGCCUCUAAAAGGGGACAGAGCUUACACAGCUAAGAAAAUGUAUUCCUGGAUACUCACACUUUGUCCAGAACUGUCAGGCUCCAAACCUGUUACAGGACAAUGAUCAAGAUUGGUGGGAUUACUCCUUCUUGUCUUGACUCAAUGUCAGUUUUUCACCCACUUGCUGCUGCUUCCAGACUAAGAUGGCAAUUUGUGGAUACCUAGUUAAUAAAAUGUAGAGCUGGAUGCUUCUAAUUCAUUGAUAAAAAGGUAAAGGUACCCUGACAGUUAGGUCCAGUUGCGGACAACUCUGGGGUUGUGCGCUCAUCUCGCUCUAUAGGCUGAGGGAGCCGCCGUUUGUCCGCAGACUGCUUCAGGGUCAUGUGGCCAGCAUGACAAAGCCACUUCUGGCGAACCAGAGCAGCACACGGAAACACCGUUUACCUUUCCGCCGGAGCAGUACCUAUUUAUCUACCUGCACUUUUGAGCGUGCUUUUGAACUGCUAGGUGGGCAGGAGCUGGGAUCAAACAACGGGAGCUCACCCUGUCACAGGGAUUCGAACCGUCGACCUUCUGAUUGGCAAGCCCUACUAGGCUCUGUGGUUUAGACCACAGCGCCACCCGCGUCCCUCUAAUUCAUUGAUACCAUACUUAAAUUUGCAUUGAUAUUCUCCAGAAACUAUGCAACAAUGUUAAAUUGAAAUGUCAAUAAACCAGAGCCUUUCAGAACACUUCAGGUCAGUUUCUUAUAGUACUGAAGUAGUCUUUCUACUGACUUACUGUUGACUUAGGUGAGAUAGAAAAGAUUAGAGUCUUGCCUAGAGUCCCCUAGCUAUAAUUUAAUCUAUGAUAUUAGAGCUGCAGAGAGCACCAACUCAAUCAUCAGUGAGAUAGUAUCUUUGUUAAUUUCAGAAGCAGAUUACCCAUUACGUUCACUAAUACCACCUCACAGUAAUGAGUCCCACAGCUAAGCCACAAUUUGCAGGGGAAGAAGUAUGUUUGCUCAGCUAUCACUUAAGUAGCUUUUCUAAAAAGGGGAGGUGGAAUAUUAGUCUUUAACUAAGAAUAAUACGGGACCCAGGUGGCUCUGUGGGUUAAACCACUGAGCCUAGGGCUUGCUGAUCAGAAGGUCGGCAGUUCGAAUCCCUGUGACGGGGUGAGCUCCUGUUGCUUGGUCCCAGCUCCUGCCAACCUAGCAGUUCGAAAGCACGUCAAAAUGCAAGUAGAUAAAUAGGAACCGCUACAGCGGGAAGGUAAACGGCGUUUCCAUGUGCUGCUCUGGUUUUCCAGAAGCGGCUUUGUCAUGCUGGCCACAUGACCUGGAAGCUAUACGCCGGCUCCCUCGGCCAAUAAUGCGAGAUGAGCGCGCAACCCCAGAGUCGGUCACGACUGGACCUAAUGGUCAGGGGUCCCUUUACCUUUACCUUUAAGAAUAAUACAGCCAGUUAUACACAUCUGUAUCCACUGUCUCCUUUCUAGGGAAGUUAACUGCAUGUUUAGUUAUACAAGAAUAAGUACUACAAAUUAUUAUUACUUUUAUUACUAAUGAAUAAAGCAGCAUCCUUCUGAAGAACCCAUUUAUGAUAGAGGAUUGUUUCCCUCAAGAAUUAAUGCUGUUAAAUGACCCUCGCUAAAAUCCACUUUUGCUAGACUUGACAAGGCAUCAUGUAUGCACAUCAGGCCUGUGCUAACUUUCCAAACCCCCAAACAUACUCUUGGAAUAGUAGAUUUUUACAACUGCAAAAAAGUGGUUCUUUCCAAACUGCCAAAAAGUGGUUCUUUCCAAACUGCAAAAAAGUGGUUCUUUCCAAAGCUCCUACUACCGUGGACACUGUAUUUACAAUGUGGUGUCUAUGGCAGUUAAGCACAUGUAAUAAGGUCAGUAACCUCUAAAGAUUUAGUAACACAAUUGAGAACCAGGGUGAUGGUACAAGAUUGGAACUAGCUUCAGGUACAAUAACUCCCUGGAACUUGUAAAACAGCAUUCCAAGCAAGCACUUCCUCUACACAAAGUUGAUGGCCAUCACUUCAGUUUCUGAUCAUACACUUCAGUUUCUGAUCAUCUGAAGAAGUGUGCAUGCACACGAAAGCUCAUACCAAAAUAUAAACUUAGUUGGUCUUUAAGGUGCUACUGAAGGAAUUUUUUUAUUUUGCUUCGACUCAGACCAACACGGCUACCUACCUGUAACUGAUCAUACACCAAACAAGAAAAACAAUGAAGCGAUAUGUUUAAUUCUUAGCUUUUUAAAAAACCUGAUCGCUUGUUACUACGCUAUCUUUGUCCACAGAUUUUGACAGACAAAAAGAAGCUUAUAAAUCUUACUGGUUGCUUUUGGUAGAAGAGUUGAUGCCAAAAUUCAGUUUCAACCCUAAUAACUUGUUUCAAAUUAUUAUUGUAUAGCCAAAGCACCUGUUGCCAGAAUUGUAUUGAAAAUGGUAAUUCAAACACUAAAAUCUGGCAAAUCCAUCCAUGAUUGAUUGAAUGCGUAGCAUUGUUACGUUUUGAUACUGUGCAUAAUAUUCCUAAUUCAUUGCUACUCUCAUAUAGGAAUGUUCAUUCAGAUAGUUCAUUGAUUCCUGAAAAGAGCCUUCUGCCUAGGAUGGAGAUACAUAUUCAGAUGUAUAUCUGAAUCACCUACCCAACACAGAAGCCUGCUAGUAUACAUAGGGCACACUGGGUGAUGGUUUUCAUCAGUUUCAUUCAAAACAGUACAAAAUACCUUCAGGGAUAGACAGGUGUUCUAUAGAAUAGAAUAGUACCUAGCUUUUAUUAAAAAAUAAAAGACACAAAAGGCUUUGUCUUCAAUUUGGUAAGUGUUAUGGUUUCUCUAAUUUUGACACUGUGAUGGCUUACACCUAUGGGGCAUGACAGCCCCAUAGGUGGUUUAUUACAACCAGCCAGUAUGGUGUAGACACAGCAUGAAAAUGGCUAUAUAAUAGGUAAAAGGUAAAUAACCCCUGGACAGUUAAGUCCAGUCAAAGGUGACCUUGGGGUGCAGGCUAUAUAAGGCAACAAAGAGGAGUCUGGUAUUAUGAGUCAAAUGAGGUUUUAUAUCACCUAUGAUUGUUGCAAUAAGUGACCACUCCACUAUGCUUUUUUUGUUGUUGCAUACAUUUGAUCUGUAAUUUAAUUGUCACUAUCUUUGUUUGGACCGUGUUGUUUUGUAACCCCUGUUACAACUAUGGACCUGCAACUGAGGAAAACCUGCCAUGUGUUUAUCAAAGAAUGCAGCAGAAUCUAGUCUAUGAAAGCUUAUGCCAUAAUAUUUGUUAAGUCUUUUUAAGGUGCCACAAGACUUUGUUUUUUGCUGCACAUGAACCCCUGGAAAUUGUAUAAACCACACACUGUUAAUUGAAAUGUAAUGUGAACCAAGAGACAUUAAAACACAAAGCUUUCUUUGCAGAAGUGUCUUCUACAAUUUCCAUUCUCAUUACUUUGGGUUCCCAUUUUGGCAGCAAUUGAUGGAUUAUAAACUCAUGUCCACUGUCAGGUCAUCACCAUCACAACUAAGGCAGUGACCUUAAGGCAGUGACCAGACUGUGCUGAAAUCUGAGGACAACGGUGAAAUGGUGAAUGGUUGUACAUUGCCCCUAUAACUUGUAUUUGGUGUUCUUACCUUUUGGAAGCAUUGGUCUGUUGGAUCUCAUCUUUCAGGUAUGUUUACUCACUUAAGCUUAUAUCUCAGCUAAACCAAUAUAGAACAAAAAGGCAACCGCAAAAUGGCAAAAGGCACUAUGGGCCACCUGCUAUUACAAAAAUAUGUAAUUCCAAACCAUAAGCAACAUCUGUUGCUUAUAAUACUUGACUUCAUGGAGCCAUGCAUCUCUGUGAUACGAAUGCAGCCUUUGACAAUCCACUUUUUAAAAAAGUGUUGAAGGUGGUUUAAUUCUCCCCAGCAAAAAUAAGUCCAUCUAAAUGUUACUUUUUUAUUGCUGAUAAAUAGUUCUUAUGUACAAAUGUUAAAAUCUUCAUUACUCUAGUGUCUUGAAAUGCCAGACUAUUUUCUUUAGAUAUUGGGGAAAACCUGCAGUCUGAAAUUUGUUUGAAGGGCAUAAUUUUGGCUUCAAAAGCAAAACAAUUUUACUCUAGGUUGAAGCUUAAAGGGGUCAUUUUGGGAGGACUUAGCUUAAAAUUACAGAAACAGGCAGCUGAGCUGUUUGGCAGUUACCCUGUUUCUCAUAUUUUAAGCCAUACCCAUAAAAUAAGCCAUAGCAGGAUUUUUAAGCAUUCAAGGAAUAUAAGCCAUACCCCGAAAAUAAGACAUAGUGAUAGGCGCAGCAGCAAUGCUGGCCACGGCAGGAGGAGGAGGAAAAAAAUAAGACAUCCCUUGAAAAUAAGCCAUAGUGUGUUUUUUUGAGGAAAAAAUAAAUAUAAGACGUGUCUUAUAAUAUGAGAAACACGGGUCUCUCUCUCCACCCAAAUAUAUAGAACUGUGAUCAUUCUAAACACAAGAGAUUGCUAAAAAGUUUUUCCUUUUUAAUAAGGUUCUUCAUUUUGUUUUGUUUCUAAAUUAGAAGAACUGACCACCUCAUUCUAUAGUUUUUUGUGGAGCUACAGGCAGCCCUGUUUAGGGAAGUUUUUAAUGUUUGAUGUUUUAUUCUGUUUAAUAUUCUGCUGGGAGCUGCCCAGAGUGGCUGGGGAAACCCAGCUAGAUGGGUGGGGUAUAAAUAUUAUAUUAUAUUAUAAUUAUUAUUAUUAAAAAUUACGAUAGAAUGAAAAGAGUUCUUCCUCAGAGAGGGCAUAGUUUAUUACAGUCAAAAAUAACCCCCACCCCACCCCCCAAUAAAACAAAGUGUGAAGACAUGUCUGGUCUGCUUAAUGAAACAUCAAUACUGAAAUAAUACCUUUAAUAUAUUAUUUAUAUUCCCUUACUCCUAUAACAAAAUACUUGCUUUUAACAGCUGUCCAUACAAGCAAUUGUGGGUAUUAAGUCUCUCGAGUACUUUACAAACUUAGGAAUGCUCUGCUUUGAUAAUUCACCAAGAAAAUACUUUAAGAAGUAUUUAAGCUACUUCUGAAAAAUAUUACUAAUAAAUUGGAAGAAACAAUUCUUUAUAUGUUACAAAACCAUAAUUAUACCAAAUUAUACCAAAUACAAAACCACAUACCAUUGGAAUUCUUUCUUUGCAUACCUUAUGUUCCAGUUUGACAGUCACUUAAGAGGAUGAUGGCCUGAGUAAAGCUGAAAAACUGCAGAAAGUGGCUGCAGUUAACUUGAUACAGUAAGCAAGAAGUGAAUGAAGUCAGUACAUUGGCUUGAUUGCGAAAGAUAGAAGUAUCAAGUAAUUACCACUCUGAUAACAGCAGCGAAUAUCAGAUAUGGAAUUUUCACCGCAGGCUCCUAUGAUAGCAGCUUCUCUAGUAUUUGUUUCACCAGGACAGGGUCUGAGCGUCCUCUUGUUGUUCUUUGAACCUGUCCAAUAAGCUUAUUCAGUACUUUUUUGUUGCCCUUCUUUAUCUCUGCCACCUUGAAAGAAAAAUUACAAAACAAAACUCAUUUUUGAGCAACAUCAAACUAAAGCAAAAACGCACCGAAGAGAGUCGCUGCUAAAUCCUAGUCUUCACGACCGGAAAAGCCAGAGCAAACCUUGAGAACUGGCAGGUUAUUUUCUGUUCUUGAUGUGCCAUCAUAAAACGUGACAGUUUAGCAACCCAGAAGCUUAGAAUGAUUUUAUUUCAUUACCAUAAUAUUAAAGAAUACAAUUCUCAUGUCCUUUCUCACAUUUCCAUAGAGCAAACUAAGGUCUACCUGGAUUUAAAGAUUCUACAUUUGCAAAGCAAGGUUGUUGUGCAGCACAAAAUGGCAAGCCAAGAUGGACUUUCCUUUUUUGCCAACAGCAAGCUUGGUGUAGAGAGCAUGCAUUGUGAAAUUAGAUUGUUGCACCGAUCAGUCUUCGCCACUAAUGAGGUGAAGGUUCAUUACAGCACUCUACAGCAGGCUUGUAAUGGAGUCUGUUACAAGAGGCAGUGCGUAACUUUCCAUUAGUUGGGCUAACAAGUUAUCUCAUCAGUAGAGCAGAUAUUUCUCCAUUAACCUUUAUAUA
Zootoca vivipara (common lizard) is the source of this 14069-nucleotide messenger RNA. RefSeq names its product FHF complex subunit HOOK interacting protein 1A (gene FHIP1A). Lineage: Eukaryota; Metazoa; Chordata; Lepidosauria; Squamata; Lacertidae. The record is from RefSeq and is a predicted model, not a curated record.